ACGGGAUGUGCGAAAGGUUCAACCGAACUCUACUUAACAUGCUGGGGACACUUCAACCAGACAAGAAGAAGAACUGGAAAGCUUAUGUAGGACCACUUGUCCACGCAUACAACUGUACCAAGCAUGAGUCUACUGGAUUUGCACCAUAUUACCUUAUGUUUGGAAGAGAUCCCAGACUUCCAGUGGAUGUAGCGUUUGGUAUACGAAAAGAGACAGGAUCUAAUUACAUCAAGGACCUUAGAGAACGGUUGGAAUUUGCGCACAACUUAGCUACUGAAGCGUCGAAGAAAGCACAACUGAAACAAAAGAAGAACUAUGACACCAGAGUAAAGGGAGCUACCAUCAAGAAAGGAGAUUUAGUCCUGGUGAAGAUAGUUGCAUUUGAAGGCAAACACAAAUUAUCAGACAAGUGGGAGCAGGAUCCGUAUGUUGUACUCGAACAACCGAAUCUGGACAUACCAGUCUUCACAGUGAGAAAGGAGAAUGGAGAAGGACGUAAGAGGAACCUCCAUAGAAACUUGCUGUUGCCAGUGGGUCACCUUGUAGAACCAACUAAGCCAGUACCUAAACCCAGAAAACGAACCAAGAAGGAACCACCGAAACCUGCACCUAGAAUAUGCAAGAAACCGACAGCCAAUUAUCCGGAAUCAUCUGAUGAUGAGGAUAUUAUAGAUGUGAUAUUGGAACCAUUAGUUGAGGAUGACAGUGAUUCAACCAUCACUUCAGAUAUAACUCAGCCAGUUGUUAUUCCAACAAGCAAUGUGGAUACAGAAGAUGAUUCUGAAUCUGAAGGGGACGCCCACUCUCAUGACACCAUUGGGACAGAUUCAGAUAUCAGCGACAGAAGGCCUUCACAAGAGGUGACCAGUGACAAUCAGGAGGAUAUUUCUGACAGUUCGUCAUCAUCGUCACCUGUGAGUAUUCGUCGGUCAACCAGAACAAAGAAAGCACCUGCUUGGAUGACGUCAGGAACAUAUGAGCUUUCUAAGAGUGCAAGUCACACCACCACUGCAGAUUGGUUUCAGAGGGUUCAAUGCCUUUCAUCUUUAGCAGACACUCAUCUAUUUCAUGGAAAACAGGCAGAAGCAGCACAGGCCAUUAUUGAUAUCAUUUCAACAGCAACCACACACAGGAAAUGACGGGACGUCAUUUCACGGCUGGGGGGAGUAUGUGAUAGCCUGUUAUUUUAUGUAUUUUGUAUAUUUUUAUAUUCUUAGUACUUGAUAUUAGUAUAUACUUGAAUAAAGUUAUAUUGUUAGCUUAAUAAUUACAUUUUGUAAUUAAGGAUUAGCAUUGUGUAUUAUUCUAUUUUAACUUAUUGACAUGGACUAUUGACGGACGAAUUCUCAUCUCAUGUUUUGGUUAAGUCUGAUUUCACUGUAGUUAGUACUUUAUUUUCACGGUUGAUUUGAGCGCUAUGGUACAUUUCUUCUAUUGGUCAGUACUUUUGGCGGUUUAAUUCCUUUGUUCUAGAUCUUAUGGGAAGACAUCUUGUGGUCAACACCUAUAUAUUUACCUGUCUGCAAUUUAACAACUUGAAGAAAUUAAUAUCUGUUAAAUAACAAUUCUGUGAUUGGAAAGUUUCUUAUAUAAGGUAUAUUUAAACCUUGCCAAAGAUGUAGUAUUCGAUAUUUAAUGGUUUAUAUGGAAAUGUGCCACUUGCACGAUAUGUGAGGGCAGUAUUUACAUAUUCAUAUAGUUAUACUUCGUUUCGUCUGAAUAAAAGUUACAGAACCCUAGAUUGCAGUUAUUUCUUUUAUUACUAAAAGCCCGAGAAAAACCGGCUUUUACAUUGGCGCCCAACGUACUUAGGAAGCUUUACUCAGCGACGAAGUAGAAACCAAGAAUAUAUUCUGAACUUUGACAACGACAGUGAAUCCGUACGAAAAAAUUACAUACGCAAUACCGGAAACUGAUCAGUGACGUAUAUCAACAUAACCGGUUCAUGAACUAGGACGACAGAGAACACAUUUUUCGUUGGAUUCAUCUUGAUCAACAAACAUUAUUGCUGAAUUUAUUGAACAUAUUAGUAUUAUAGUAUAUUUAAACCUUGCCAAAGAUGUAGUAUUCGAUAUUUAAUGGUUUAUAUGGAAAUGUGCCACUUGCACGAUAUGUGAGGGCAGUAUUUACAUAUUCAUAUAGUUAUACUUCGUUUCGUCUGAAUAAAAGUUACAGAACCCUA
Messenger RNA from Mytilus californianus (California mussel), 2182 nucleotides. RefSeq lists its product as uncharacterized. The transcript is spliced from 3 exons. Gene Ontology annotation, molecular function: nucleic acid binding. The record is from RefSeq and is a predicted model, not a curated record. NCBI's taxonomy places the organism in Eukaryota, Metazoa, Mollusca, Bivalvia, Mytilida, Mytilidae. Bases 6 to 1139 code for a protein of 377 amino acids.